This is a messenger RNA of Archocentrus centrarchus (flier cichlid), 4787 nucleotides long. It is a transcript of the gene doc2b, whose product is annotated as double C2-like domains, beta. The coding region runs from base 303 to 1517 and encodes 404 amino acids. The transcript is spliced from 10 exons. Lineage: Eukaryota; Metazoa; Chordata; Actinopteri; Cichliformes; Cichlidae. Gene Ontology annotation, cellular component: membrane; synapse. The record is from RefSeq and is a predicted model, not a curated record. Gene Ontology annotation, biological process: exocytosis; spontaneous neurotransmitter secretion; regulation of calcium ion-dependent exocytosis.
GCGGGAGGGUAGGUAGUAAUGUGUGUGAGGCUGUCAGACAGCAUGGUCUGGGUCUGAGGACAGCACUGGAAGACAAAACAGCAGCCUAGUGAACUCCAUGUAGACCAGAGUGGUGCUAUCCACAGAUCACCUGGACCUGUCCACUCAUCAGCACCCACCUAAGACAACACCUGCCUGUUUUAGAGAAGUAAGUGGAGUAGGACCAGGGAGGUGUGUCUGUUUGUAUUCUUUUUUUUUUAUUAUUAUUCUUUUUUGGUUUACUUUUUUGGUUUUUGGAGUUGGCUCCUGGCUGGACCGCAUGCAUGACACAACGCAAAGGCGAGAAACCCACCAUCAGCAUCCAGGAGCACAUGGCCAUUGACGUGUGCCCUGGCCCCAUCCAACCCAUCAAGCAGAUCUCUGACUACUUUCCCCGGUACCCACGGGGCCUUCCCCCUGCUGUGCCCCACGUUGGGCCCCUGCGCUCUGCCCUCUCCACCUCAUCAGCUUCUGCCUCCACGACUGCUGCUGCUGAGAGUGACCGCCCCAAUGAGGAUAACCCAGACCGGGCUCUUGCCGGAGCCUCCGCCUCCUUACAGGCCACCAAAAAGGAUGAGGAGCCUGAUGUGGAGGGAUACGACUCAGAUGACUCCACUACAUUGGGAACCUUGGAAUUCAGUUUGCUGUAUGACCAGGAGAACAAUGCGCUGCACUGCACCAUCAACAAAGCCAAGCUUCCUGUCCCCAGAUACAAGAAGGGGCUCAAGCCUAUGGACCACAAUGGACUCUCAGAUCCCUAUGUCAAGUUGCACCUACUGCCAGGUGCCAGUAAGGCCAAUAAACUCAGAACCAAGACCCUGCACAACACACUUAACCCAGUCUGGAAUGAGACCCUGACCUACUAUGGCAUCACUGAUGAGGAUAUGGUCCGCAAAACCCUCAGGAUUUCAGUGUGUGAUGAGGACAAAUUCCGCCACAACGAGUUCAUCGGGGAAACGCGCAUCCCCCUCAAGAAGCUGAAACCCAACCAAACCAAGUGUUUCAACAACUGCCUGGAGAAACAGUUACCUGUCAAGACAGAAGACAAAUCUCUGGAGGAACGUGGACGAAUCAUGAUUUCUCUGAAGUACAACACCCAGAAGUCUUGCCUAGUGGUGGGAAUCAUACGCUGUGCUCACCUCGCCGCCAUGGAUGCCAACGGCUUUUCCGACCCCUACGUCAAAACGUACCUGAAGCCUGACGAGAACAAAAAGUCAAAGCACAAGACUGCCGUGAAAAAGAAGACGCUCAAUCCCGAGUUCAAUGAGGAGUUCUGUUAUGACAUAAAAUAUGCAGACCUCACCAAAAAGACCUUGGAGGUGACCGUAUGGGACUACGACAUUGGAAAGUCGAAUGACUUCAUAGGUGGUGUAUCUCUGGGUAUCAAUGCAAAUGGAGAGAGGCUCAGACACUGGUUUGACUGCCUCAAAAACAAGGACAAAAAAAUUGAACGCUGGCACACGUUGACCAAUGAAUUACCCGGUUCAUUAAAUGACUGAACGCACACAUCCUUUCGUCCCACCCGCUGACCCCCGACCCUCGCCGGCUGCACCGGGAAUCCUGCAUCCUCCCAGUCCUCCCUCCUACUUCUCUGGGUUGUCCUCGUGUUGUCCACAUCGACCUGAGACGCCUCUCUUUGGGAAUAUACAGUAUUUCCUCUCCACAGGGCUGAGCUUAAAAUGUACACAUCUUAUGUUUGUGUUCAACAACAUUUUCACACAUACAAAAGGAGGUUCCACAGCUGCUCAUUUCAUUUUGUUUUAAGAGAAAUUCAGUCGACAAAAUGACUGACAAGUGUUGACUUCUAAGCAUUCUUGUAUGAACGGUGAAGCUAAAAGGAGCAACUCUAUUUGAUGAGGUCUUUUACAGCUGCUAAAGAAUUUCUGCUAAUCUUUAAAACUGCACAGGAUGCGUUCAGUCUGAUGGCUAUGAACAGAAUCUUUGGAUUUAACAAAGCAUGUAGCAAAUAUUUCACACUGUACAGAAAAACUUAAAACCCUUUUAAACCCUUCAUGCAAGUCCUAGACUUUCCAUUUGGACAGAUGAGAACAAUGCCGUAGGAACUUGGUGGUUUAGGAAGAACAACCCUUAAAUGCAAGUUGAGGCCUCAGUACGCUUCAGACAAACUUGGGCACAUCUUUCUGAGCAUGACUCUCCUUAAUGAAAAUAACCUUUUUUUCAGUUGUUUCAAUGUAGCUCACCAGUAGUAAAAGAUAAUAAAAGUGAAGUUCUUGUAAAGGCAAAAACCCACAGAGAAACAGAGCUGAGGUGGACGGAUGGGUCAACAAGCAGGCCCACUUCCAGUCCAGCCCCUGCACCCUCUCCCUGCAUACUUUUCAGUUGAUUUGAGAGUUUGCGUGGAGGCUCUUCUACCCCAGUCUAACUCGCCUUAGGAAGACAUGAGUUAUAAACCUGUUGUUUUUUGGGUAUUACAUAACCGCUACCUGUACGCCACCCAUAGAUGUGACUCCACAUGGAGUUUCACUCAUCACAGAACUGGACCCCCACAUUUUCCUUCUCCUACCAAAAGGCAGUGUUAGUUAUUUUAAACCACAGUUAUUCCCUAAGUUAACAAAAUCUUUAUUUUUUUGCAUCUGUAGCAGAACAUUACUCAUUAUUCUAGAGCAGAAAACAUGUUUUUUUUUAUUGUAGUUUGUGCUGGAUUAGAAAGGUAUUGCAAACAGUAUGGACCUGCCAGUAUCUGGUUAUCCUUUCUGUGAUCAAUUUAAAGGAUAGUUAAAUUAAUGCGGCAUAAUUUGGAGGAUCGGUGUGUCUAAAAUAGCAGCAAAAAAGCCUCCACCGAUUAUCUGGAUUCAGCUGUAGACUACAACUGAGUACAGCUACAAACAAAACCUUCAUCUGUGGCUGAGAGCACCAUCACAGCACUGCAUGUUUGGCCCUCUAUCUAUUUUUUUUAAAAUGCUUAUCCUGCUAGGGUCACAUUAGAGCUGGCACUGGUACACCCCGGACCCUUUGUGUUAGUUCAUCAGAGGUCUAACAUGAAGAGACAGUCACGCACUCACCAAUUAACCUAGCGUGCAUUUCUGUGGACUCUGAGGAAGCCGGUGAAUUGAGUCCCCACACAAACGGGGGAGGACAUGUAAACGCCGCACAGACAGGCCCCACCGUGCUGCCCCCCGGUGAUGUACUGAAUGUAAUCAGGCCCCAUAGUGCUUUAAUUGGAUCCCCCACUGACUCUGCCUGUCUCUGGUUACAACUCAGAAUCUAAAUAGCAUUGUUUUAGAGGAAAAUUCCAGUGUCCAAGCCUGAAGGGGAUGCUUUUUGAUUCUGACAUUCAUGCACUGUAAAUGUUGUCCCCCAAAGACAGUCAAAACAGAGUUUUACCUCCUGAAGAGUCUUCGGAAGAACACUUAGCAGAAACGGCCUCACCUCUGGUGUUUUUCUUCAUGCACUUGAGGUUUUUGGCCACAUCAACACAACAGCACUUGUUGCCAAAUUCACCACAGUGAAAUUCAAUGGAAAGGGUUGAGUGGAGAAGAUCCAGCAAGUAUACCAAACGCAGUGUUUACAAAAAUGCUGGAAGCAGUUCAAAGGGGACAUAUGCAUUUAAAUCAGACAGGCAUUUGCUUGUUAUGGACGCCCUUCUAUAGAAUUAUAAAUCUAAAAUAACACUUUGUUUGAAGCAUACUGAGGCCCCGAUAGCCAGUAUUGCUUGUUGGAAAGAGGAAUCCAUCAUAACCGCACCAACAGCCCUAAUCCUUUCCUGAAAGUAAGGUUACUAAGGAGAUGGGGUUUGGCUUUGAAGCCAUGAGAUCUCCUCAGAAACAGCUGAGGAUCUCCUUUAAGCUGGAGGAUGACGGGUUAAAACAAAUAACAGACAAACAGUUCAGCCUAAAUUCCUUCUUCAGGCUACUUACAGUGGUUAUUCAUGGCAUUACAAACACAGACUCCCACAGACACUGCAAAGUGUCACCAACUAUGUGGACAAACACAGAUUGCUCAGUGCAGCCCAACUUCUAUGGAGCUGCUGACGUUUGUGGUCAUCCUGAUGUCGAGGCGAGUGUUUGGUCCAUUCAGUCAUCCCGUCCAGACUUCAGAAAAAGCACUGGCAAGAUAAACCAGUACGCGUUAUAAUCUAAUUGGGAGGUGAAUUGUGGGUACAAGGUCACAACGCUGUUUUCAAUCAGCUGGAUUUUCUUUGUGGUCAAAAAAUGAUUCCUUAAACGUUAGAGUUCUUAAGAAAAUGGGUUCAAACGUCAAGGGCAGGAUUGAAUUUCUUUCAAAGAGCAAACUGCAAAGUGCCCCUGAGUCAAACUGAGGCAGAUGGUCAUUUGAACAAGUACAACAAAAGCAUAAUAAAUGCUCUAUUUUUGUGAUUAUCCGAGAGCUGAAUGGAUAUGGCUAUAGACAGAAAAAUCUCACAGUUCUGAUGAUCUGUGGACGUAUUUCAUGCAGAAAAUAGGAAACAUCCACUGUCGCGACAUGCAGCCGUCACACCACACAGCAUGUUUCAGUGUGUGGAAAGCUGAGUGCAGCUGUAAUCAACAACACAAUGAAGUUCAGUGGGUGACCAGUCUGCUGAAAAUCACUUGUCGAGCCACAAUGCCACCUGAUUUGGAAGCUCUUAGGUUUGUGUGGGUGUGUGUGUGUGUGCGCGCGCGUGUGUGUGUGUGUGUGUGUGUAUGUGUGUGUUGCUUAUUGUUUACACUACCGAAAAUGAGUUUCCACAAAAGCUCGCUGAUGGCAUUUUCAGCCAGAUGAAAAUGUACCUGCUGUUUGUCAAAAGGGCCGAAUUUCAAAAACAGAAA